CAUAGAGUAAGAAACUAUCAAAAACAGAACAUGUGAUUUUUUGACCUAAACCACUAAAACUGCUCGUACUGUAAAAAUUUUGUCCUGGAAGAUAAGGUCCCUUUUCCUUUGGCGGGUCACUUAUGGAGGUACCAAGCACUACACGUGAAUGGGAAAACAUACAAAGAAGCUUCGAUGUAAAAUGGAAUUUUCCAUCAUGCUGUGGAGCCCUCGAUGGGAAGCAUGUCGCGAUAAAAAGACCACCUGGAUCUAGCUCUGAGUUCUUCAACUACAAAGGAGGUUACAGCAUAAUUUUGCUGGCAUUAGUAGAUGCAGAUUACAGUUUUUUGUACAUCGAUGUUGGAUCAAACGGCAGAGCAAACGAUAGCAGCGUCUACCGACUAUCUUCACUAAAGAGAGCUAUGGAUUCAAAUCAGCUUAAUUGGCCGAAUGACUAUGUAAUAGUAGCAGAUGAUGCCUUUCCGCUCAGCAUAAAUGUGAUGAAACCCUACUCUAAAAGGAACUUGACACUAGAAGAGCGUUUAUUCAAUUACCGCUUAUCACGGGCUCGUAGGGUUGUUGAAAACGCGUUCGGUAUUUUGGCAUCACGGUUCAGAAUAUUUGAGAAAUCCAUUGAUCUCAACCUUCCAACAGUAGACUUGAUUGUUCAGUGCACAUGCAUACUUCACAAUUGGUUCCGCACUACAUCGUCCACAACUUAUUUGGAAAAAGGAAGCGUUGAUUUUGAGGAUACAGAAACGGGGGUCAUUCACCCUGGAAGGUGGCGGUCAACCCCCACUUCUUUGCCGUCUUUGACCGUUGACCGCUCAACAAACCCUUCCUCUAAGAGUGCGUCUGAUAAAAGAGACAAGCUUGCUACCUACUUCAUAGGUCCUGGUUCCGUCCCCUGGCAAAAACAAUCGAUUGGAUUUGAAUAGUUGAAAAAAGAAGACAUUCAUGAGUUUCUUGUAAACAUAUUGAUUUCUUAGUGUUUCAUUAAAAUAUGUACCGUUGUGCAUUUGUAGUAAAUUAAUAAAAUAUAUUAUUACCUUGUA
Homalodisca vitripennis (glassy-winged sharpshooter) is the source of this 1034-nucleotide messenger RNA. RefSeq lists its product as uncharacterized. The coding region runs from base 123 to 917 and encodes 264 amino acids. NCBI's taxonomy places the organism in Eukaryota, Metazoa, Arthropoda, Insecta, Hemiptera, Cicadellidae. The transcript has 2 exons. The record is from RefSeq and is a predicted model, not a curated record.